GAGGAAGGGAGGUGUGGGAGGACGGACCUGCCAUCGGGGGACCAUGCCGCUUCAGCCCCGCUCCGGUCGGCGGCUGCUUCCUGCGCUGCUGCUGCUGGCGCUCGGGGUUUCCGACCUCGGGGCGCUGAGGCGCUCGCCCCGCUUUCCUUCCCCUCCUUCCGCGCAGCGACCCCGGGAUGGGCGUCGGGAGCCGCGAUUCGAGAGACUGGAGUCCGUUCUUUCAGAGUAUGAUAUUCUUUCUGUGUCCAACAUCCAACAACAUUCAGUAAGACGAAGAGACCUCCAACCUGAGUCCCAUAUAGAGAGGCUCGUAAGUUUUUCAGCAUUGCAUAGGCAUUUUAAAUUAUAUUUAACUUCAACAGCAGACCAUUUUUCAAAAAACUUUCAAGCAGUUAUACUUGAUGGCCGAGGCAAUGAAAGACAGUAUCAUGUACAAUGGCAAGAAUUUUUCACAGGUCACGUUGUUGGUCAGAGUAAUUCGAAAGUUACAGCUCACAUUGGUGAAGGUGACUUCACAGUGAGGAUCAAUACAGAUGCAGAAGAAUACAAUGUUGAGCCCCUAUGGAGGUUUCUCAAUAACACACAAGAUGAAAGGCUUUUGGUAUAUAGAUCAGAAGAUAUCAAGGAUGUCUCACGAUUACAGUCCCCUAAAGUAUGUGGUUAUAUCAAACUAGAAGAAGAUGGGCUUUGGGGAGGAGGGCUCAAGGAUAAUCAUGUAAAUAAAGAAAAUAUCCCUCGGAAAAGAAGAGCUAUUCCAGACCCCUUGAAAAAUACAUGCAAGAUGUUAGUGGUGGCAGAUCAUCGUUUCUUUAAGAAUAUGGGCCGUGGGGAAGAAAGUACUACAAUUAACUACUUAAUUGAAUUAAUAGACAGAGUGGAUGACAUCUAUCGCAAUACCUCGUGGGACAACGCCUACUUCAGAGGAUAUGGCAUACAGAUAGAGCAGAUUAUUGUUCACAGUGAGCCAGAGAAGUUAGGUCCUAAACAAAAACACUAUAACAUGGCAAAAAGUCAGCCUGAUGAAGAGAAGGAUGCUUGGGAAGUCAAGCAGCUGCUAGAGCAAUUCAGUUAUGACAUAGCCGAUAAAGCAGCUAAAGUGUGCCUUGCUCAUCUCUUUACAUACCAAGAUUUUGAUAUGGGUACUCUGGGACUAGCUUAUGUGGCAUCUCAAAAAGCAAACAGCCACGGUGGCAUCUGUCCAAAAGCUUAUUCUAAUUCAUUACCAGGAAAAGCUGUCUAUCUUAACAGUGGCUUAACCAGCACAAAGAACUAUGGCAAAACAAUCCUUACAAAGGAAGCUGACUUAGUUACUACUCAUGAGUUGGGGCAUAACUUUGGGGCAGAGCAUGAUCCUGAUAGCAUGGCAGAAUGUGCUCCCACUGAAGAUCAAGGAGGAAAAUAUGUUAUGUACCCUAUUGCUGUGAGUGGGGAUCAUGAAAACAACAAGAUGUUUUCGAACUGCAGUAAAGCAUCCAUUCUUCAGACUAUACAGACCAAGGCCCCAGAAUGCUUCAAAGAACGGACCAACAAAGUAUGUGGCAAUUCCAGAGUGGAUGAAGGUGAGGAAUGUGACCCUGGCCUUUUGCGUCUUCAUAACGAUCUUUGCUGCACGUUCAACUGCACGCUAAAGCAGAAUGCAAAAUGCAGUGAUCGAAACAGUCCCUGCUGUAAAGGAUGCCAGUUUGAAAGUGCAGAUAAGAAGUGCCAGGAAGCUAUCAAUGCAACUUGUAAAGGAGAAUCCUAUUGCACAGGGAAUAGUAGUGAUUGUCCUCCCCCUGGGAAUGCCUCAGAUGACACCAUCUGUGUAGAUAUGGGCAAAUGCAAAGAUGGAGAAUGCGUCCCUUUCUGUGAGUGGGAGAAGAACCUCCGUUCGUGUGCUUGCAAUGAAACAGAUAACUCCUGCAAAAUCUGCUGUCGAGAUGAGUUUGGGAAAUGCAGCCCCUAUCGUGAUGCCAGCCAGAACUUCUUAUAUUUGAGGAAGGGAAAGCCUUGCACUGUGGGGUUCUGUGACAUGAAUGGCAAAUGUGAUAAGCGUGUGCAGGAUGUGAUUGAGCGACUUUGGGUUUUCAUCGAUCAGCUUAGCAUCAAUACAUUUGGGAAAUUUUUAGCAGACAACAUAGUAGGAUCUGUGCUUGUAUUCUCCUUGCUGUUUUGGAUUCCUCUAAGUAUUCUAGUUCACUGUGUGGACAAGAAAUUGGACAGGCAGUAUGAAGAAAACACCAAAUCUUUGUUUGGUCCCAGUAAUGUUGAGAUGCUGAGUAGCAUGGAUUCAGCCUCUGUCAGAAUCAUCAAACCCUUUCCAGCUGUGCCACCAGCAAGUCGGCAUCAGCCUCUGCAGCCUAUUGUACCCGUGUCAGUUGCAGCAGGAGCUCCAAAACUGGAUCACCAAAGAAUGGACACUAUUCAAGAGGAUCCAAGUACAGACUCUCAUAUGGAGGAGGACUGCUUUGAGAAGGAUCCUUUUCCAAACAAUAGUACAGCUGCCAAAUCUUUUGAAGAUCUUACAGAUCAUCCUGUCACAAGGAGUGAGAAAGCCUCAUCUUUUAAACUGCAGCGCCAACAUAGAGUGGACAGCAAAGAAACAGAGUGCUAGUCUCAGCAUUUUCAGCUGUUGACUCUUCUGGGCAAAAUCAAGUUCAGCUAGUUGAUCCAUUUCAUUAUAAAAAUAACCUCUCUGUGUGUGAGUGUGUGUGUGUAUGCAUUUGUACAUCUAUAUGUGUAUGUAUAUUGAGAGAAAAAAAGCAAGGAAUGACCAACUGCAGAUGCUGGCCAUAUGUAUGAUCUUCCUGGUGUCAGUAUGAAUGAGAACUACCUAAAAGCACAAAGAGUGAGGUCAGAUCUAUUGAAUCUUUCUGGAUCUUUUCUGUAUUCUCAAAUUGAACAUAACCUCCAUGGUAUCGAGCCAUAAUCUGCCUGACACAAGAUUUGUGUAUCUUAGUAUUUUUAUAAUGUGCCUUCUUGGUAUUAAACAGCACUGCUAAAACAGA
This is a messenger RNA of Candoia aspera, 2987 nucleotides long. It is a transcript of the gene ADAM17, whose product is annotated as ADAM metallopeptidase domain 17. Gene Ontology annotation, cellular component: plasma membrane. The transcript is spliced from 19 exons. NCBI's taxonomy places the organism in Eukaryota, Metazoa, Chordata, Lepidosauria, Squamata, Candoiidae. The record is from RefSeq and is a predicted model, not a curated record. Gene Ontology annotation, molecular function: metalloendopeptidase activity. Bases 44 to 2593 code for a protein of 849 amino acids. Gene Ontology annotation, biological process: membrane protein ectodomain proteolysis; Notch signaling pathway.